Molecule: messenger RNA, 1106 nt
Organism: Ceratosolen solmsi marchali
Lineage: Eukaryota; Metazoa; Arthropoda; Insecta; Hymenoptera; Agaonidae
Gene: Pex16
Product: peroxisomal biogenesis factor 16
Exons: 5
Coding region: 62-1081 (339 amino acids)
Biological process (GO): peroxisome organization
Cellular component (GO): peroxisomal membrane
Source: RefSeq, a predicted model, not a curated record
AUCACAAUACUUAUCAUUCAAAAGUAAAAAAGAAGAUAGAUAAAUUGAGUUAAUUGUAAUAAUGGUUCAUUCUCUUAAUAUAAAAGCGAUAUUGUCCGAGUGGUUUAAACUCUAUAAAAAAUGGAUAACAGAUAAUCCGAAUUUGAUAUCGGACAUAGAGAGUACAUUAAAAUAUUUAUCAUUUUUUACUGCAGAACGAUUCAACCAUUUGACAUUGGCAUCGGAGCUUGUUUAUUCUCUUCCAAACUUAAUAAUUCUGUUCAAUGAUCAAAUUAUUAAAGCUAGUAAAUGUCCACAAUCAAAUUUACCAUCAUUAUAUUCCAAAUUAAAAAUAUGGUUAACUACAAUUGAUUAUACAGAGGCAUUAUUUGAAUUAUCAGCUAAAAGAGUAUGGGGUGAAACCGGACGAUGGUUUAUUAUUUCCUUAAUUCAAUUACUAAAAGUUGUAAUGCGGUUAGUACUUAUAUAUCGCUAUAAAGAACGCAUUACUCAGACUCCUGCUAUUCGACCAUUAAAUCGUGAAGAACUCAAUGAAAACUGUAAUGAAUACAAAUUUCCUAAGGAAGCUUUUUCGCUCAAACGUUCUGGAAAGGUUGUAAGAACAGUCAGAAGCAGUUCAAUACAAACAAGAACAUGGACACCACUUGCAUCUUCAUCUGCUAUUGAAACAGAAGAACUUGGAAAUCCCAGUCAUAUUUAUUCGCUGAAAAAGUCUCUUCUUUUAGCUGAAACUAUGUAUGUAGUAAAACCACUAUUACAUCUCGGUUGUUUAUCAAUUACCGGAUCGCGAGAUUGGUUUCCAUGGCUUUUAUCAUUUUUUAUUGAUGUAGCAAGUUUAAAAAUCGUCACCGAAGAAUCAAUGCUCACUACGAAAGAGCAACAAGAACUUGUACGUCGUAGGAUAGGAUUACUAUUGUAUUUGUUACGAUCACCUUUUUAUGAUAACUGUAGUCGUAUCAAAAUAUUAUCAAUGCUUGACAUGAUAUCUAAAAAAGUACCAUUAGCAAGAUUAAUUACCGAGCCAAUAGCCAAAUAUUUGCCACAUUGGCAGAAUACAUAUUUUUACAUGUGGUCAAUGUAAUGAAUAUUUAUAAUAUAUUUUUACA